AUGGAUAAGAAUACUGGAGAUUUUAUUUUAGUGAUGAGUUACACGAAAUUUGGAUUAUUGCAUGAAAAUAUGAAAGGAAUAUUUAAGCUGGAGUGGAGCGAUAUUGUUUAUGACCUAUCACAUAUUAUUCAAAGAAAUUUAUGCACCGAGAUUUAUAUUCAGGGAAAUGAUUUAUCAAGGAAAUGA
This is a messenger RNA of Cetraspora pellucida, 186 nucleotides long. NCBI's taxonomy places the organism in Eukaryota, Fungi, Glomeromycota, Glomeromycetes, Diversisporales, Gigasporaceae. The record is from the annotation of a GenBank genome assembly.